AUGGCGCCGGGCCAAUACUCCAUGGAUGCCAAACAGCACACGAUGUCCCCUGUGGUGACUGGUGCGACCGUCAUCGGUAUGAAGUACAAAGAUGGGGUCAUUCUGGCUGCGGACACUCUAGCGUCUUACGGCAACGAGGCUCGCUACAAAGAUGUGUGCCGAUUGAAGAAGAUCGGUGAUCACACGUUGCUGGGUGCCGGUGGAGAGAUCAGCGACUUCCAGUACUUGGGUGACCUCUUGGAUGAGAUGGCUGAUGAGGAUUGGCUACAUGAGGACGGCUGUUCGAUGGGCCCGAAGGAGUACUCUUCUUAUAUCGGCCGAGUAAUGUACAAUCGACGAAGCAAGUUCAAUCCCUUGUACAACCAAUUCAUAGUGGUGGGGAAAAAACAGGAUCAGGCUCCGCACUUGAUGUACGUGGAUCAUCAAGGAACUGCUUUCGAAGAGGACUUCGUGGCAACAGGAUUUGGCAUGCAUCUGGGAAUACCCCUGCUCCGCAACAACUGGAAGCCUGACAUGAGCUUGGACGAAGCCAAGGCUUUGGCGACCAAAUGUCUUGAAGUAUGCUUCUAUCGUGAUUGCAAGGCAUACUGCAAAAUUCAGAUUGGCGUGUGUGCUGGCGCCGGAGUCGAAAUCGGUCCUCCAACACCUAUCAGUCAUUUCUGGGGGCACACGGCCUGGACAGAGAACCGCCUGGAGGACGGUGAUUCCACGGGGACAUGGUGA
Symbiodinium sp. CCMP2456 is the source of this 723-nucleotide messenger RNA. The record is from the annotation of a GenBank genome assembly. Lineage: Eukaryota; Dinophyceae; Suessiales; Symbiodiniaceae.